UAAAUCAUUUCUUGUUCCAUACUUCCAAUUAAAUGUAAUUAGUAGAGUUUUUAAAAUAUUUAAUGGAUACUAAAUGUGUUCAAUUUUAGUAAAAUUAAAGAAUCAACACAACUCAAAUUAUAUUAAGUGGCUACUUCAUACCUACCAUCUCAAGGAAUCAUUUUUGUCAUUUUCCUAUCUUUGUCAAAAGGACCAAAAAAAAAAAACAGUAGUUUAGUUCAAAGCCAAAACCAAAAUAAGAAUUAGAGGUUUUUUGAAUUAACUUAUUUUAAAUGCUUUUUAUUUUUUAUUUUUUGUUUGAGAAAAAUAAAAAAUAUUUUAAGCAUUUACUUUUUAAGUUAAAAAAAUAAAAAUAAGCCAAAAAUCAAAAGUUGAAUAUUUCCUGUGAGUCCAUCCAAACACCCUUUUGAAUAAGUCUCUGCCUGUAAAGUAUGUAACUACUAUAAAUUAAAGGCGCGAUUGAAUUAGUAAACCACAAAUUAUCAGAUUUAUCAUCAAUUCACAUUUCCAACAGUAGUUGUUGGCAGACGAAGAUCGCUGGCAUUGUGUUUGAUAGAUUUUCAACAAAUUAAAAAUGGGUGUAGAUGAUGUACCACUGGACGAUAAAGCAAAGAGAAUGAGAGAUCUGUUAUCAAGUUUCUAUUCUCCUGAUCCUACUUCUCCUUCAAGAACUCCCAAUAAUAAUACUACUUCUUCAAGAUUCGCUACAUUGGAUACCAUCAACACCACUACAUUUGAUGCUGAUCAAUACAUGAACCUUCUUGUGCAGAAGUCCAAUUUGGAAGGUCUGCUUCAGAGGCAUGUUGAUAUGGCUGCUGAGAUAAAGAAUCUGGAUACUGACUUGCAGAUGUUGGUAUAUGAAAAUUACAACAAGUUUGUAAGUGCCACAGAUGCUAUAAAAAGGAUGAAGAACAAUAUUGUCAGCAUGGAAACAAACAUGGAACAGCUUCUUGAAAAGAUAAUGUCCGUCCAAUCUAGAAGUGAUGGGGUUAAUACUUCUCUUUUUGAGAAGAGAGAGCACAUUGAGAAAUUGCAUCGGACCCGCAAUCUUCUACGGAAAGUUCAGUUCAUAUACGAUCUACCUGCUCGGUUAGCAAAGUGCAUCAAGUCAGAAGCCUAUGCUGAUGCAGUAAAAUACUAUAUAGGAGCCAUGCCCAUUUUCAAGAUAUAUGGGGACUCUUCAUUCCAGGACUGCAAACGAGCUUCAGAGGAAGCAGUUGCUACGAUUAUCAAAGCCUUGCAGGGCAAGGUAUUCUCAGAUUCGGAAUCCAUACAAGCCAGGGCAGAGGCUGUUAUGCUCCUUAAGCAAUUAGAUUUUCCGGUUAAUAAUUUGAAGGUGCAACUCUUUGAGAAGUUAGAACAGUUCCUUGUGGAUCUCCAUCUGGAAUCUAAGGAAAUAAGAUCAUCAGACCUUGGUGGGAUUCCUGUAUCGACUUCUUCUAGUGCUCAUGAGGCUUCUAUUCGUGAAUUUGCUGAGGCUGUCCGCGCUUAUCGAGUUAUUUUCCCUGAUUCCGAACAACAGCUCUUUAGACUUGCAAAAGACUUAGCUGCCAAGCGCUUUGAAGCCACAAAACAGCAGAUCAAGAAGCAGCUCUCUUCAGCAGACCUUGUUGCGAUGCUGCGAGUAAUUUGGACCGAUGUGCUUCUGAUGGAUGAAGUGCUGCCAGAGGCCGGAAUACGUGAUUUUACGUUUGAGGCUGCUCACGAUGCUAUCAAACAAUAUGUUGCUGGAAGAUUCAGUCAUCUUCUGCUAGAUAUUUCAGGUUUUAGGUUUACGAGAUACAACGGAAUAUCUAAGAAGGAUGUGAAAAACACAAAAAGUACUCUUGUAAAAGUCCAUGAUAAUCAAAAGGGUAUAAUUGAAGAAGAGUGUCCUUUGCAGGCUGCCCUAGAGACCAGCAAAAAGGCAUUAGUUCAAGGCAGCAUGGACGCCUUGCUGGAUACCCGUCGACUUCUUGAUGAAAACUUGGAAGUGCUAUCAACGUUGACAGACUUGAUCAUUGAGUGGGUACGAGAAGGAUUUCAGGACUUCUUCAGGAAGCUGAAUGAUCAAUUUCUCGUGCUUUCGGGCAAGAAAUAUUCAGCUAAUCAGGAUUUAACUUUUGGGGAGGGAAUGCAGGGUGAUAAAGUACUUCCUGAUCUUGUUCUUUUGCUGGCUCAGCUCUCCGUUUUCAUUGAGCAAAAUGCCAUUACCAGAAUUACCGAGGAAAUAUCUUCUUUUUCUCGUGGUGGGACUCGGGGCUUUGAAAAUAGUCCAGCUUUUAUUCCUGCAGAAAUUUGUCGUAUUUUUCGAUCAGCUGGUGAAGAACUCUUGCAGCAUUAUAUAAGCUUGAAAACUCAGAAGAUCUUGAUUGUGCUGAAGAAGAGAUUUACAACCCCCAAUUGGGUUAGGCAUAAAGAGCCCAGAGAAGUUCAUAUGUUCGUUGAUCUGCUUCUCCAAGAGCUGGAUACAAUCCUUAAUGAAGUAAAGCAAAUAUUGCCUGAAGGGCUCCACCCUAAGCAUCGGCGCACAGACAGCAAUGGGAGUACCAAUUCUUCUCGUAGUAAUCCAUUGAGAGAUGAUAGACUGGUACGAUCAAAUACCCAAAAGGCUAGGAGUCAGCUUCUUGAGUCUCAUUUAGCAAAAUUGUUUAAGCAGAAGAUGGAAAUUUUUACUAAAGUUGAACACACACAGGAAUCAGUUAUAACUAUGAUUAUAAAACUUUUCUUGAAGAGUUUACAAGAAUUUGUCCGACUUCAGACUUUUAACCGGAGUGGAUUUCAACAAAUUCAGUUGGACAUUCAUUUUCUUAAGACCUCUCUUAAGGAUACUGCUGAAGAUGAAGCUGCUGUUGAUUUUUUGCUGGAUGAGGUGAUUGUUGCUGCUGCUGAACGUUGUCUUGAUCCCAUUCCUCUGGAACCGGCAAUCUUGGACAGGCUUACCCAAGCAAAGUUGGCUAAGAAUUCGGAAUAGAGCUCUACUUCAUAAUAAUCUGGGAGACUGGGAGCUCAAGUGCAUCUUGCUGCUGCAACCCCUGAGCUUGCAAUAAUCAGAAAGCAUAACACUCGAUGCAACUUUUUUUGAUAGGUAAAGCAUAACGCUCAAUACUAGGUAUAUGUUAGAAUAAAAACCUUGCUUUAAAGCCUUUCUAGGCAGAGACAAACUCAAAGAUUUAGAGUCAACGAGUUCAAAAUGGGUGUGAUCUGUUAGAUAUUCACAUUUCUAAUUCAUUUUUACAUAUGUCUAAGUGAUUCGAGCUGAAAAUAGUGGAUUCACUCGAACCCUGCUAAAUCCGGUCUAAAUAAGCAUGCAACAUGCACAUACAUCUCUUUGAUAGAAUAGAGGCAUUGCCAGUUUGCCAAUCAGUUCUCCUGGUUUUGAAACAAAUCACAUUGCAGCUUAGUUCAUGCAUCGCUGGAUUGUUGAGGAGCCAGCCAUUAACGUGGUUGCAGGAUUUUCCAAAUGAAAGAAGGGGUAGAGUGGAUAUUGUAAUUUGUAUUCAUUUUAUUUACCUCAAAUCAAUGGCUCAUUUGUUUAUUUUUUUAUUGCCUAAGUCCCAAAUCAACUGCUAAAUUGACUUUCAUUCAUUCAUUGUCAACUUUACCAAUUUUGAUCAUCAAA
Molecule: messenger RNA, 3601 nt
Organism: Lycium barbarum (goji berry)
Lineage: Eukaryota; Viridiplantae; Streptophyta; Magnoliopsida; Solanales; Solanaceae
Product: vacuolar protein sorting-associated protein 51 homolog
Exons: 21
Coding region: 575-2953 (792 amino acids)
Biological process (GO): Golgi organization; lysosomal transport; endocytic recycling
Cellular component (GO): EARP complex; membrane; GARP complex
Source: RefSeq, a predicted model, not a curated record